This is a messenger RNA of Musca vetustissima, 739 nucleotides long. RefSeq names its product neural-cadherin-like. The transcript is spliced from 4 exons. The annotation marks the transcript as partial. The record is from RefSeq and is a predicted model, not a curated record. Gene Ontology annotation, biological process: homophilic cell-cell adhesion. Gene Ontology annotation, molecular function: cadherin binding; calcium ion binding. Lineage: Eukaryota; Metazoa; Arthropoda; Insecta; Diptera; Muscidae. Gene Ontology annotation, cellular component: catenin complex.
GUGUCCCGCUGGUUAUAAAAUCUCCGGCAGUACAUGUGUCAACGACAAUGAAUGUUUAACAUUCCCGUGUCGCAAUGGUGGUCGCUGUCGUGAUCAUAAUCCACCGAAUAAAUACGAAUGCCAAUGCCCGAUGGGCUUUACCGGUAUGCACUGUGAAUUGGAAUUAUUGGCAUCGGGUGUAUUGACGCCAUCGCGUGAUUUUAUCAUUGCGCUGGUAUUGUGUUCGAGUACAUUGAUACUUCUGGUUCUGGUCUUUGUGGUGUAUAAUCGUCGACGUGAGGCACAUAUCAAAUAUCCUGGACCAGAUGAUGAUGUACGCGAAAAUAUCAUUAACUAUGAUGAUGAGGGUGGCGGUGAAGAUGAUAUGACGGCAUUCGAUAUUACACCAUUGCAAAUACCCAUCGGUGGACCAAUGCCACCAGAAUUGGCCACCAUGAAAAUGCCAAUUAUGUAUCUUGUUAUGACAUUAAUGCCCGGCCAGGAGCCAAAUGUUGGCAUGUUCAUCGAAGAACAUAAAAAGCGUGCCGAUGGCGAUCCAAAUGCACCGCCCUUCGACGAUUUGCGUAACUAUGCAUAUGAGGGUGGCGGCAGUACAGCCGGUUCGUUGAGUUCUUUGGCAUCAGGAACCGAUGAUGAAUGCCAGGAAUAUGAUUACCUGGGUGCAUGGGGUCCACGUUUUGAUAAAUUGGCCAAUAUGUAUGGACCCGAGGCCAAUAAUCACACCGAUUUAGAAUUGUAA